Molecule: messenger RNA, 3617 nt
Organism: Neltuma alba
Lineage: Eukaryota; Viridiplantae; Streptophyta; Magnoliopsida; Fabales; Fabaceae
Product: endo-1,4-beta-xylanase 1
Exons: 9
Coding region: 583-3447 (954 amino acids)
Biological process (GO): carbohydrate metabolic process
Molecular function (GO): hydrolase activity, hydrolyzing O-glycosyl compounds
Source: RefSeq, a predicted model, not a curated record
UCCCGGAAUGUUUGCAGCGCGGAAGCAACUGAAAUCUCAUGUCGCCAUGUUUGGUGCUUGGUCGUUGAAAUUUGACGUUCGAAUCACCCUUACGUCCUCCUCUAUCUCGUUAUUGAGAAGGACCAGCUCAAGCUUGAACUAUCGAUUCUGAUCCCCAGGUUCAGUUGGUCCUGCGAAGAACGACGCAAUGGGUUGUGGAAGGAAUUUUUGGAUAUGGUGCAAAUGGGUUGGAGAUUAUUUUAAGAUUAAGGAUCAUAAACAUCCUCGGCCAUUGAGGCCUAGGCUUCCAUUUCAAUUCAAGCAUUACUUAUCUGCAAGACAAAGCAAAAGAUUACAGAAAGACUGGAGCACUCGGAGAAGGAAAAAACAGAAAGAUGAAUUUUUUUUGUGGGAUUUUAGAAGUGUUCAAUUGGUUCCAAAAUUAAUUUGAUGCCGCUGUCUUGGAUAAAAUUCGCACAUAGCACAGGUAGGAUUGAAAGCAAACGGUUUUUCCAACAGGGAUUUCUCUGAUUGGUUGGUUUGUUGGCCCCGCCCUUUUCCGUAACCUUCACUUGCAAUUUUGCUGAGCAAUUCGUGUAUAUAAUGAAGAGGUUCUUUGCCUGCUGCUUCACAAGCAGAGUCUCCAAAUCCCGCUGUCACCUCAACAGUGGUCAUCCUCAGAGGACCAGAGAAACUAUGGAAACCACGCAAAAGAACAAUCCUGGAAGCGACAGGAAGAUCAUGGAAGGAAAUGCCGCUAGUUCAAGUGAGAGCAAGUCUACUAAUAUCAUAUUAAACCAUGACUUCUCUGGAGGGCUAGAGUCUUGGCAUCCCAACUGCUGCCAUGGCUACGUAGUUUCAGCUAAAUCAGGCUCUCAAGGAAGAAUGUUAAUGGAGUCAGAUAGUAAUUAUGCUGUUGUCACUAGCCGCAAGGAAUGUUGGCAGGGUCUUGAACAAGAUAUCACAGGCAAAAUUUCCGCUGGCUCCACUUACAAGGUUUCAGCUUGUGUUGGAGUGGCUGGGCUUCCUCAGGGGCAUACUGAUGUUCUAGCUACUCUUAAGCUACAACAUCGAGAUUCGGCUACUAACUACUUGUUCAUUGGGAGGACCUCAGUAACAGAGGCCAGCUGGGCAAGGUUAGAAGGGACAUUUUCCUUGCCAACUAUGCCUGAUCAGGUUAUAUUUUAUCUAGAAGGGCCUGCUCCUGGGGUUGACCUGCUCGUACAAUCAGUAGAGAUCACCUGUUCCAGUCCCAAUGAGUAUCAUUCUGCACGCACCAAAUGUGAUUCUACUGGAGAUGGCAACAUCAUAGUAAACCCAACAUUUGAUGAUGGCCUGAAUAAUUGGUCUGGAAGAGGCUGCAAGAUUGCUUUGCAUAACUCCAUGGCAGAUGGAAAAAUUCUGCCUCAAAUUGGGAAAUAUUUUGCAUCAGCAACAGAACGCACACAAAGUUGGAAUGGGAUUCAGCAAGAGAUCACUGGAAAAGUGCAGCGUAAACUCGCCUACGAGGUCACUGCUUUAGUUCGGAUAUAUGGGAACAAUGUCACAUCUGCUGACGUACGGGCUACCUUGUGGGUCCAAACACCAGAUAAUCGAGAGCAAUAUAUAGGCAUUGCCAAUGUGCAGGCAACGGAUAAAGAUUGGGUUCAAAUGCAAGGCAAGUUCCUUUUAAAUGGUUCGCCGUCGAAGGUAGUAGUUUAUUUAGAAGGUCCCCCACCAGGAACCGACAUUCUUGUCAAUACUUUAGUUUUGAAGCAUGCAGCUAAAGCACCUCCUUCGACACCACCAGAUUUUAAGAAUGCUGCUUUUGGAGUUAAUGUGAUUGAGAACAGCAAUUUGGCUGAUGGUACCAAGGGAUGGUUUCCCCUCGGCAAUUGUACUUUAAGUGUUGGGACUGGCUCUCCACAUAUUAUUCCUCCAAUGGCAAGAGAAUCCCUUGGCCUUCAUGAACCACUAAGUGGACGCUACAUCCUUGUAACCAAUCGCACGCAAACAUGGAUGGGUCCUGCUCAGAUUAUCACUGAAAAAUUAAAACUUUUCUUGACUUACCAAGUAUCUGCUUGGGUUCGCAUUGGUUCAGGAUCGACUGGUCCACAAAAUGUUAAUGUUGCCCUUGGUGUUGACAACCAGUGGGUGAAUGGUGGACAAGUUGAGGUUUCUGACGAUAGAUGGUAUGAGCUUGGUGGGUCUUUCAGAAUUGAGAAGCAGCCGUCAAAAGUUAUGGUUUAUGUCCAAGGUCCUGCUUCUGGUGUAGAAUUAAUGGUUGCUGGUCUUCAGAUCUUCCCAGUUGAUAGACAAACAAGGUUUAGAUAUUUAAGGAAGGAGGCAGAUAAGAUCCGUAAGCGUGAUGUUAUUCUAAAAUUCUCAGGACUGAGCCCAGGCAGCAAUCUCGGAACCUUAGUGAAAGUCAGACAAAUGCAGAACGACUUUCCUAUUGGAUCAUGCGUCAACAGAACAAAUAUUGACAAUGAAGACUUUGUUGAUUUCUUUGUGAAACAUUUUAACUGGGCUGUGUUUGGGAAUGAGCUGAAGUGGUAUUGGACAGAGCCACAACAAGGAAAUUUCAACUAUAAAGACGCGGAUGAUAUGUUAGCCUUAUGUCAAAAGUACAAGAUAGAAACUCGUGGACAUUGUAUCUUUUGGGAAGUGGAUGGCGCAGUUCAGCAAUGGAUUAAAUCGUUGAGUAAAGAUGAUUUGAUGAAGGCUGUCCAAAACAGGUUGACCGGGCUUCUGACUCGCUACAAGGGCAAGUUCAAGCAUUAUGAUGUGAAUAAUGAAAUGAUGCAUGGUUCAUUUUAUCAAGACAGACUAGGUAAAGACAUCAGGGCAAGCAUGUUCAAGACUGCACAUCAACUAGAUCCAUCUGCUACCCUAUUUGUAAAUGAUUAUCAUGUUGAAGAUGGGUCUGACACCAGAUCAUAUCCAGAAAAAUACAUUCAACAUAUUAUUGAUCUGCAAAAGCAAGGUGCACAGGUUGGGGGAAUCGGUAUUCAGGGUCACAUAGAUAGUCCAAUGGGACCUAUUGUUUGUUCUGCCUUAGAUAAACUGGGUAUUCUUGGUCUACCAAUCUGGUUUACAGAGCUUGAUGUCUCGUCGACUAAUGAAUUCGUGCGAGCAGAUGACUUGGAAGUGAUGAUGAGGGAGGCUUUUGCUCAUCCUUCUGUGGAUGGUAUAAUGCUGUGGGGAUUCUGGGAACUGUUUAUGAGCAGGAAGGAUUCACACUUGGUGAAUGCAGAAGGUGAGAUCAAUGAAGCCGGGAAAAGAUUCCUUGCUCUGAAGCAAGAAUGGCUGUCUCACAGUCAUGGACAUGUUGAUGAAGAGGGGCAGUUUGGUUUUAGAGGCUUCCAUGGAACAUACAACGUGGAGGUGUUCACCCCAACAAAGAAGAUUUCCAAGACAAUUGUUGUCGACAAGGGUGAUUCUCCUCUGGUGGUAUCCGUUGAUUUACAAGGAGCUUGCUUCGCCUAAUUACAAGUAUUUCUUCGUUGUUAUGUUGUGUGUUGAUGGUUCUAUACAAUGUUUUUCCCCUUUUCGGUUGAUAUACGUGAAAGCUUGUGAUGUAAUGCCAUGUUUGCUUGGAUGUACUGUUCUGACAAUAAAAUAAAAUACAAUUAUACUGGUUGUGAUGGUUAAACUAA